GUGGGACGAGGAGGGGGCGCCCCUGGGAGGUCAGCAGGAAGGAUGCGAUCGGCCAUAGGCGCGGGGACUAGCUGUGCUUGGCAGGUGGAUAGAAGCACCCGGUGCCUCGGGACUGGUUGAUGCCCUGUGGGCGCAUAUCGCUGCGCCUGCCCCUGCCCGCGGAGUUUGGAGCCUUGCAGACAUCACCCCGACCCCAUCUUCAAAGCUGGGUCUGAGCCCAGUGGGAUCGAGGAGGGAGUAGAUGGACACCCCAAAGGCCGAAUCCCCACGAUCUUUUCUCAGACAGUAAUAGGUCUGUGCUGAGCGUGUAACAUGCAGGACUGCAUUGAAAUGUCACACCCAUUUCACGGCAAUGCUCUGAGCAUCUCCAUUUUCCACAUGGGGAAACUGAGGCUGGGUGUGGCCAAGUGAUUUUCCUGAACUGACACAGGGAGAGCCAGGAUUUGCCCCCAGGCCCACACCUACCUGCCUGAUUAUUUUGGGAAGCCAAGCCAGCUGUCAAGAGCAUGCCACUGUGGCACCGGAGGCCCGCCACCAGGGCCAGCAAGCCCGAUGAAGAUGAAACUCAGCCCCUGGCCACCAGAGGUGGUCUGAAGGUCCUUCUGCACUGGGCUGGCCCUGGUGGUGGGGAGCCCUGGGUCACCUUCAGUGAGGCCACACUGACUGCAGAGGAGGUCUGCAUCCACAUUGCACACAAAGUCGGCAUCACUCCUCCCUGCUUCAAUCUCUUUGCCCUCUUUGAUGCUCAGGCCCAGGUCUGGCUGCCCCCAAACCAUGUCCUGGAGGUCUCCAGAGACAUAAGCCUGACAUUGUACUUCCGUAUGAGGUUUUAUUUCCGGAACUGGCAUGGCAUGAAUCCUCAGGAGCCGGCUGUGUAUCGCUGUGCACCCCCAGGGACUGAGGCUUCCUCAGAACAGGCAGAGCAGGGGGUGCAACUCCUGGACCCAGCCUCCUUUGAGUACCUCUUUGAGCAGGGCAAGCAUGAGUUUGUAAAUGAUGUGGCAUCACUGUGGGAGCUGUCAAAUGAAGAAGAGAUCCACCACUUUAAGAACGAGAGUCUGGGCAUGGCCUUUCUUCACCUCUGCCACUUUGCUGUCUGCCACGGUGUUCCCCUGGAGAAGGUGGCCAAGAAAAUCAGCUUCAAGGACUGCAUCCCACGCUCCUUCCGCCUGCAGAUCCAGCAGCACAAUGCGCUGACCCGGUUGCGCCUACGGAGCAUCUUCCGCAGGUUCCUGCAGGCCUUCCAGCCAGGCCGCCUCUCCCAGCAGGUCAUCAUGGUCAAGUACCUGGCCACACUCGAGCAGCUGGCGCCCCGCUUCGGCACAGAGCGCAUGCCCGUGUGCCACCUGGAGCCGCUGGCCCGGGCGGAGGGAGAGCCCUGCUACAUCCGGGACAGCAGCCGGGCCCCUCCGGAGCCCCAGCCCGAGUCCGCCGCCAGAGCCCCCACCCAUGAGGUGCUGGUGACGGGCACUGGUGGUAUCCAGUGGCGGCAGAUGGAGGCAGAGGGUCCCCGUGGUGAUGGCGGGGGCAGCAGCCGGAAUUGCCAUGCUGGCCCAUUUGGGAAGAAAGCUAAGGCCCAAGAGGUGGGCAGCCAGCCAGCAGACAGGCCUCAGGAGGCACCGUGGACUGACUUCUGUGACUUCCGGGACAUCACCCACGUGGUGCUGAAAGAACGCCACGUCAGCGUGCACUGUCAGGACAAGUGCCUGGAGCUGACCCUGCCUUCCCGGGCUGCAGCCCUGUCCUUGGUGUCGCUGGUGGAUGGCUAUUUCCGCCUGACAGCUGACUCAAGCCACUACCUGUGCCACGAGGUGGCCCCUCCACGGCUGGUGAUGAGCAUCCAGGACGGCAUCCACGGGCCCCUGAUGGAGCCAUUCGUGCUGGCCAAGCUGCAGCCUGAGGAUGGCCUCUACCUCAUCCACUGGAGCACCAGCCACCUCAGCCGCCUCAUCCUCACGGUGGCGCAGCGCGACCAGGCACCUGGCGCCGGGUGCUUGCGUCUGCGCAGGUUCCCCAUCAAGCUGCAGGCUGGGGUCUUCAGGCUAGAGGGCUGGGACCGGUCCUUCCCCAGCGCGCGGGAGCUGCGGGCUGCCCUGCAAGGCUGCUCGCUGCGGACCGGCAAUGACUGCUUCUCCUUGCGCCGCUGCUGCCUGCCACGGCCAGGAGAAAUCUCCAAUCUCAUCAUCAUGCGGGGACCUCGGGCCAAAACCAGGCCACUCAACCUCAGCCAGCUCAGCUUCCACCGGAUCUGCCAGGACGACAUCACCCAGCUGUCCCACCUGGGCCAGGGCACCAGGACCAACGUGUAUGAAGGCCUCUUGCGAGUGGGGGGCCAAGGCCCCAAGGAGGGCAGGGCAGAUGGUGGGGACUCUCCCUUGCCCAGCGGGGGCCGCGGGCAAGAACUGCGAGUGGUACUCAAGGUGCUGGACCCCAGCCAUCACGACAUCGCCCUGGCCUUCUAUGAGACAGCCAGCCUCAUGAGCCAGGUCUCCCACGUGCACCUGGCCUUCAUGCAUGGCGUCUGCGUGCAUGGCUCCGAGAACAUCAUGGUGACGGAGUUCGUGGAGCGUGGGCCCCUGGAUGUGUGGCUGCGGCGGGAGAGGGGCCAUGUACCUGUGGCCUGGAAGGUGGUGGUGGCCCAGCAGCUGGCCAGCGCCCUCAGCUACCUGGAAGACAAGAGCCUGGUUCAUGGAAAUGUGUGUGGCCGGAACAUCCUGCUGGCACGGCUGGGGCUGGCGGAAGGCACCAGCCCAUUCAUCAAGCUGAGUGACCCCGGAGUGGGUCUGAGUGUCCUCUCCAGGGAGGAGCGGGUAGAGCGGAUCCCCUGGACAGCGCCCGAGUGCCUGUCUGGUGGGGCCAAUAGCCUAAGCACUGCGGCUGACAAGUGGGGCUUUGGCGCCACUCUGCUGGAGAUCUGCUUCGACGGGGAGGCCCCCCUGCAGGGCCGUGGCCCCUCUGAGAAAGAGCGCUUCUACCAGAAGCAGCACCAGCUGCCAGAGCCCUCUUGCCCAGACCUGGCAACGCUCACCAGUCAAUGCCUGACCUACGAGCCGGCACAGCGGCCGUCUUUCCGUACCAUCCUGCGGGACCUCACUAGGCUGCAGCCCCAGAAUCUCGUUGACGUCUUGGCGGUGAACCCGGACUCGUCAGCGUCAGACCCCACGGUUUUUCAUAAGCGCUAUUUGAAGAAGAUCCGGGAUCUGGGCGAGGGCCACUUUGGCAAGGUCAGCCUGUACUGCUACGACCCGACCAACGACGGCACUGGCGAGAUGGUGGCCGUCAAGGCCCUCAAGGCUGGCUGCGGGCCCCAGCUUCGCAGGGGCUGGAGGCGGGAGAUCGACAUCCUGCGCACGCUGUAUCACGAGCACAUCGUCAAGUACAAGGGCUGCUGCGGGGAUCAAGGCGAGAAAUCCGUGCAGCUCGUCAUGGAGUACGUGCCUCUGGGCAGCCUCCGAGACUACCUGCCCCGGCACAGCGUCGGGCUGGCCCAGCUUCUGCUCUUCGCCCAGCAGAUCUGCGAGGGCAUGGCCUACCUACACGCACAGCACUACAUCCAUCGCGACCUGGCUGCCCGCAACGUGUUGUUGGACAACGACAGGCUGGUCAAGAUCGGGGACUUUGGCCUAGCCAAGGCUGUGCCUGAAGGCCAUGAGUACUACUGCGUGCGAGAGGAUGGGGACAGCCCCGUGUUCUGGUACGCCCCAGAGUGCCUAAAGGAAUGUAAGUUCUACUAUUCAUCUGACGUCUGGUCUUUUGGAGUCACCAUGUAUGAGCUCCUGACCUACUGUGACUCCAGUCAGAGCCCUCCUUCGAAAUUCAUCGAACUCAUCGGCCUCACGCAGGGACAGAUGACGGUGCUGAGGCUCACCGAGGUGCUGGAACGAGGGGAGAGGCUGCCUCGGCCGGAGAAAUGUCCCUGUGAGAUCUACGUCCUGAUGAAGAACUGCUGGGAGGCCGACGCCUCAUUCCGCCCCACCUUCCAGAACCUCAUACCCAUCCUCAAGAUGGCCCACGAGAAGUACCAAGGCCAGCCCCCCUCAGUGUUCAGCGUGUGCUGAAGCCCACCCACCAGCAGCUCUGCCCCGGGGACUGGAGCAGAUGGUCACUAAGAGGGCCUCCCGCUCCCUCAUCUAAGAGGGACCCAAGGGAGAGGGCAGCCUCAUCACCUGUGUGCCUUACUCCUGUCUGGAGAUGCCACCUCUGUGAACUGACUUUUCUUCUGUCUCAGUCCAUUUGGGCUGCUGUGAGAGUAGUGCAGAUUGGGUGGCUUAUAAACAACAGACAUUUAUUUCUCAUGGCUCUGGAGGCUGGAAGUCCACGAUCAGGGUCUUGUUUUGGUGAAGGCCCUCUUCCUGGUUCAUAGUCUGUCCUUCUCGCUGUGUCUUCACGUGGUGGAAGGGGGUCUGGGAGCUCUCUGAGGUCUCUUAUGAGGGCACUAAUCCCAUUCGGGACCCGAGCACUUCCCAAAGGCCCACCUCCAUAUACCAUCACGUUGGGCAUUAGGAUUUCAGCAUAGGAAUUUUGAAGGGACACAAACAUUCAAACCAUAGCAUUGUCCAUGGUCAUGAGCUGGACACAGGCCCCUGAGGGACAAGCAAGGAGCUAAUCAGGCCCUUGAAUCUUUUCACCUUGCCCAACUUCCACCCUUGGGUCCUGUCAUUUCCACCAGCUGGGAAUAAACUCAUAUGUCCAAUGCUGGAAACAGUGGUCCUUGGGUCCCUCUUCUGCAAGAGUCUGUUCUCCCGGGGGCUGUAGCUAGAAUAAGAUGCAUGCUGCAGAAGCCAGAUUCAAUUAUUCAACCUCUGCUCACAUCUAAACCACCAGCUAGCAGUUAGACCAGUGCUUGGAACACAGGAUCCUCAAACACUGCUCGUUAAGUAUACUAACAAAGGAUUUAUUGCGGGGAGGCACAUGGCAUGUAGGUAAGACUCCAUGCCAGUUUCUCCCUUUCCUCCCUGUGUGACUUCAGGCAAAUGGCACCCCCUCUGUGCACCUCAGUUCUCAACGCCAAGCUGAGGAUGGUCAUGCUUGCUACCUCACAGGACUAAUAUAAAGAGCUCAUGAGGUUGUGGAUGUCAAACGCUUCACAGGGAAAUGUGUGAACAAGUGCUUAAUAAAUAUUUGAUAUUAUUCUUAA
Molecule: messenger RNA, 5137 nt
Organism: Manis javanica (Malayan pangolin)
Lineage: Eukaryota; Metazoa; Chordata; Mammalia; Pholidota; Manidae
Gene: TYK2
Product: tyrosine kinase 2
Biological process (GO): growth hormone receptor signaling pathway via JAK-STAT; cytokine-mediated signaling pathway; cell differentiation
Cellular component (GO): cytosol; membrane; cytoskeleton
Molecular function (GO): non-membrane spanning protein tyrosine kinase activity; growth hormone receptor binding; ATP binding
Source: RefSeq, a predicted model, not a curated record